AUGGCGAUUAAGAGAGAGAGAGAUGAGAGGGUGGGAGGGCCAUUGUUAUGCAUCGGCGAUCUGCUCAGCGACGUCGGAGAAAGUGAAGCCGGCAGUGAUAAGCUUCCACCGCGCCCCACCAUAACACCUUCACCGGACUACAAAUCCAGCCUCCAACCUUCCGAUCUGAACAACCUUUUCCAGAAAAACUAUGAGCAGCUGAACAAAGCACUUGCUGGUACAGAUAAUUCAUGGACGCAUCUCACACUGGAGCUAUGCACUGCUCUGGAGACUGCAAACAAGUUGGUUCACUCGACCAAUUCUAGUGUUGGCAUGUUGAAGGAUAAGGUUGAGGAGCUUUCAAAAGUCAUUAGUAGAAGAGACUCAGCUAUAGAAGCCGCAAAGGCCAUUGAAGGCUCUCCAAAACAACCUGAGAGCACUUAGUGAAGAUGUCUUAUCAUGAUGAUCAAUUUCCAAGUUGAAGGUCAGCAGUCUUGUUUUAAUCACUUCUAGCUUUUGCAAGGACAUGCUUAGUUUGUUCUUGCCGUAAAUAUGCAUGAAUUAGAGAUAUUUGUACUGGCAAAACUUAAGUUGCACUUGCUGCGGCUGCUUCCUGGUCACCCCCUGAUUAAAAUUACUUGUCAUUUAUCCAGUGGCAUCUGACUAGUUACUGCAUUUCACUAUGUAAUCCUUUUAUUGUAACCUUUGUUCUCAUUAUAUGUAGUGUAGGUUGACUUAUGGUUUAGCGGAUGGAUUUCCUUGUAAGAACCAAAGGUGGCAGUCUUUACUUGCUUUUCUCUAUCAUAUACAAAGCUCUUUCCUCUCUUGUGAAGCCAACUGCAGUAGUUAACAAAGCAUGUAGGAAGUGCUGGCCUUUGGUUUGACAUACUGUAACAGAAUCUUCCCUGAUAAUUUAUUGGCAAUGAAAUAUUGUUUUUUGAUGUGCAAAAACCAGCACUAACAUAAUAUUGGGAGAGUACAAAAGUUAUGCUUGAUCUUACAUCUA
Messenger RNA from Nicotiana attenuata, 985 nucleotides. RefSeq lists its product as uncharacterized. The coding region runs from base 1 to 423 and encodes 140 amino acids. The record is from RefSeq and is a predicted model, not a curated record. The transcript is spliced from 4 exons. Lineage: Eukaryota; Viridiplantae; Streptophyta; Magnoliopsida; Solanales; Solanaceae.